Capronia epimyces CBS 606.96 is the source of this 1017-nucleotide messenger RNA. RefSeq names its product triacylglycerol lipase. Lineage: Eukaryota; Fungi; Ascomycota; Eurotiomycetes; Chaetothyriales; Herpotrichiellaceae. Gene Ontology annotation, molecular function: hydrolase activity. The record is from RefSeq and is a predicted model, not a curated record. Bases 1 to 1017 code for a protein of 338 amino acids. The transcript is spliced from 2 exons.
AUGGUGGCCGAAAUACACCAUCCUCCUUACCCACUGCAUUCCAGCGUCAAAGAUAGACUCCACCCAGACUAUGUGGCAUUCUACAACAAGUACCUCCUAACCCAACAGCCCGCCCAUCUUCAGCCCCUUGCGAUCUCUCGACGAGCUGGCAGCGUUGUUGUGUGCCAUAGCGACCCUCUCCCGGUCGGUAAAACGGAAGACUUGUUCAUCUCCCGACGAGAAACGCCCGGCCCGCAACUACCGAUCCGUUGCUUCACCCCGCCAGGAGAGCCACCGAGGUCAGGGUGGCCUGUCGUACUGUAUUUCCACGGGGGAGGGUGGGUAUUUGGGGACCUCGACACUGAAAACAAUGUCUGCACCAACAUGGCCGUCCGGGCAAAAUCGGUGGUGAUCACAACUGACUACAGGCUCGCCCCCGAGGAACCCUGGCCGGCCGCGAUCCAUGAUUCCUGGGAAGCAUUUCUUUGGACGACUGCACAAGGCCAAAGCCUUCUCAACAUAGAUCUAAGCAAGAUGGCCGUCAGUGGAGCAUCGGCCGGGGCCAAUAUCGCCGCAGUGAUUGCCCAAAAGGCCGCGCUUCGACCACAGCCGGGGGUGUCCAUGCGUUCGCAAGUGUUGGUGGUGCCCAUCACAGAUAACACAGCCACUCCAUAUUCCAGUCCGACAUGGAAGGCUUUUGAGUUCACUGCCGGACUGCCUGCAAAGAAAAUGCUUUGGUAUCGUCACCACUACCUACCUAAUCAGGCUGACCGGUCGCAUCAAGAGGCUUCGCCGCUGAUGGCCUCGGACGAAGUGUUUAAACAGCUGCCGCCUGCGAAAAUCCUGGUAGGUGAGCUGGAUGUGCUGCGACAUGAGGGCGAAGAGUAUGGCAGAAAACUGAAGGCCAACGGCGUGCCCGCCAGUGUGACCGUCAUGGAAGGGAUGCCGCACCCCUUUCUCGCCAUGGAUGCCGUGCUGGAGGCUGGUAAGAAGGCCAUCACGAUCAUGUGCGACCAGCUAGUUCGGGCCUUUGCUUGA